UUCCCAGGCGUGCUUGUGAAACACACCAGCCUCACUCGAUCUCAUUGAGAGGACACGACCCGCUUACACUGUCGCUGAUGUGGCUGGAGAUCGUGAAAGAAGUAUAGAGGAUAGGGAUUUUUCUAACCCGCUUGCCUGCUACACAAUUCUUUCGUGGAAAUACAGCACUUUCCAGUUCAAAGUAUCAUCUGACAAGUGGAGACUAAUUUUAGGUUGGAAAUGCUGAAAGACGGUCGUCAGUCAGUUUAGCUGCAGUACAGCUGGAAAGUGUAAGAAGCCUGUCCCCACUGAGAGAUCUGGAGAGACCAUGGGCAACAACGACGAUGAGAAGAACAGCCAAGCGUGUCAGCUGUUUGAGAACUUUGUCCAGGCCUCAACAUGCAAGGGCACCCUCCAGGCCUUCAACAUCCUCUGUCGCCAGCUUGAACUGGACACCCAGGAUUAUAACAGCUUCUACACCAAGCUCAAGUCCAAGGUGACCUUUUGGAAAGCCAAAGCGCUGUGGAGUAAACUUGACAAGCGGGCAAGUCACAAAGAAUACCAGAAAGGGAAAGCCUGCCUGGGUACAAGGUGUCUGAUUAUUGGAGGCGGGCCAUGUGGGCUGCGCACUGCCAUAGAACUCGCCCUCCUUGGCGCCAAGGUGGUGGUGAUAGAGAAGAGGGACACCUUCUCCAGGAACAACGUGCUGCACCUGUGGCCUUACACCAUUCAUGAUCUCCGAGGACUCGGAGCCAAGAAGUUCUAUGGAAAGUUCUGUGCUGGGGCAAUAGACCAUAUCAGUAUUCGACAGCUGCAGCUGAUGCUAGUAAAAAUAGCUCUUAUUGUCGGGGUAGAAUUUCACGUCAACGUGGAGUUCGUGAAGCUCCUGGAACCUCCAGAAGAUCAAGAGAAUCAAGGAACUGGCUGGAGAGCUGAAGUACGGCCAAUGGAUCACCCUGUUUCAGAUUUCGAAUUUGAUGUGGUUGUGGGGGCCGAUGGACGGAGAAACACACUGGAAGGUUUCAGAAGAAAAGAGUUCCGUGGAAAGUUGGCCAUAGCCAUCACUGCUAACUUUAUUAAUAGAAACACGACGGCCGAAGCCAAGGUAGAAGAAAUUAGUGGUGUUGCUUUCAUCUUCAACCAGAAAUUCUUUUUGGAUCUUAAAGAAGAAACAGGAAUUGACCUGGAGAACAUUGUAUAUUAUAGGGAUAACACCCAUUACUUUGUAAUGACAGCAAAGAAACAAAGUCUGCUGGACAAAGGGGUCAUUAUUCAAGACUACAUUGACACUGAGAUGCUGCUCAGCAGCGAGAACGUGAAUCAGGAAGCCCUGCUUUCAUAUGCACGGGAAGCAGCUGACUUUGGUACCAACUAUCAGCUUCCGUCUCUGGACUUCGCAAUAAAUCACUACGGCCAGCCUGAUGUGGCCAUGUUUGAUUUCACCAGCAUGCACGCCUCUGAGAACGCAGCGCUGAUCAGAGAGAGGCACGGCCAUCAGCUGCUUGUGGCUCUAGUUGGAGACAGUUUACUGGAGCCUUUCUGGCCCAUGGGGACUGGUUGUGCCCGAGGUUUCCUGGCUGCCUUUGACACGGUGUGGAUGGUGAGGAGCUGGGCUCAGGGUAGAGCCCCGCUUGAGAUCCUGGCAGAAAGAGAGAGUAUUUACCGACUGCUGCCUCAGACAACCCCCGAAAACAUCACAAAGAACUUUGACCAGUACACAAUUGAUCCAGUGACUCGAUACCCAAACCUCAACUUCAGCUGUGUGCGACCUCUCCAGGUACGUCACUUGUACAUUACCAGUGAAUUGCAACUGUGUACUCUUGAAAGAGCAUCUUCAAUCAGACGAUCUGUUAAUCUUUCACGACGGGAAUCUGAAAUUCGACCCAACAGGCUUUUGACUUGGUGCCAGAAGCAGACGGAGAGCUACAGGAAUGUUCAUGUAUCUGACCUCACCACCUCAUGGAGGAGCGGCCUGGCGCUGUGUGCUCUUAUACACCACUUUCGACCUGACCUUCUUGACUUUGAUUGUCUCAAUGAAGAAGAUGUGGCCGAAAACAACCAGCUGGCAUUCGACACGGCAGAGCGGGAGUUUGGUAUUUCUCCAGUCAUGACUGGAAAAGAGAUGGCAGCUGACAGCGAGCCUGACAAGCUGAGCAUGGUCAUGUACCUCUCCAAGUUCUACGAGCUCUUCCGAGGGGCUCCACUGCAUGCAGCUGGCAAUUUAAGGAGAGAAAUUGACGAGAGUAAUGAAGUUUCUUCAGGGAAGUCAGCAAACCCUCUUUAUAACUUCCUUAACUUAACUCUGCCAAGAAAACGAACACCAAAGGAAGACAAAAAAGUGGAAGAAAACGAAGCUACAAGCAAAAGAAGGAGGAAGGCAUUCAGUCAUUUGGAGGAGGCUUCAAACUUCUUCAGUCAAAGCUCUGGGAGUGAAGGCGGGGAGGGAAAGGAUAGCGGGAAUCAAAACAAAGUCAAAUCAAUGGCUUCUCAACUGCUGGCCAAGUUUGAAGAGAAUGCGCCCAGCUCGCCCCUACGGAGAAUGACUGAAUCUGUUUCAAAUGCUACCAGAGCACCACAGCCUCCUUCUCUUGGUAUGCCAGAGAGUCCCCUAUUGACCAAAUCUAAAGACCAAAACCCCAUCCCUGCUGUUUCACCAAAAAGGCAGUUUCAGUCUUCAGCCAGUGCUCAAUAUGUGGUAAAAAGAACAAGUGAACCAUUGCACUGCAUUGAGUACAUUCCUAGGAAACCUAAACAAGCUGAUAUAACAGAGGAGCAGGCAGAGAGCACACGCCUCUCGGCUUCUCACCACUCCACUGUCUUAGCAGUGUCAGGAAUGCUACAACGCCUUCAGCGGCUUGAGGAUCAGAUCAAUCAGACCUCCCUGCCUUCCCCCAGCUCCCCUCCUCCUGGGCCUAAAACUGUCUCGGCCCGCCCCUCCCCUGACUCUUGUGUUGCUUCCUCUUUUCCAUCUCAUGCAACAGCUCCAUCUGACCCUGCUCCACAGAGGAGGUCUCAGUCUCUGUCAGCUAGGGAGUUUCACAAAAAGAACAUAAAGGAGAAGGCAGCCCAUCUUUGUUCAUUAUUUGGGUACAUGGCUUUCCAACCUCAGACUGCCCAGCCUGCCCCCAGCUCCCCCCCUCCUGGACCCAAAGCUGUCUCCACCUGCCCUUCCCUUUACUCCACUGCUGUUGCCAGUCUUAAAUCUCCUGUAAAACCUCCAUCUCCUCAACCUGCUCCACAGGAUCUAGAUAAGCUGUCAUAUAGAAAGGAAAAGCCACUUGAACAAUUGAAAAAUGGAAAUUUGUGCGUUGCAAACGGUAGUCCUCAUGUAAUCUUUCAGAACCACCAUAAAAACAAAGAAACGAAACACUCUGAACCCAUACAUAAUUCAUCAGGCCAGAUGACUGUGGGGAAGGUUUCCUCUGUCAUAGGAUCUAUGGCUGAGGUACUAGUCACUCUCUAUGAGAAUGACCACAGACUCAAACCUCAUUCUACUUCCCCUGUGCCGGGCUCUCUGCGGAAGGAGUUCCCCCAGACUCUGGGUGGCAGUGACAGCUGUCACUUCUGUACGAGGCGUGUGUAUGUGAUGGAGCGGCUGAGCGCGGAAGGCAGGUUCUUCCACAGGGAGUGCUUCAGGUGUGACUCCUGCAACACCAUCCUGCGCAUGGGCAUCUACGCCUUCGACACAGAGCAAGGUAAAUUUUACUGCAAGACACAUUUUGCUCAAUGCAAAACCAACAAGCACAGAAAGCGAAGAACUGACUUACAAAAGGAGGACACAGGGCUGUCAAAGCAGGAGGAGGCUUGGUCUUCCCCAGACUCGGCAAAUGCCUACACUGCUGCCAUCACCUUGGAGGACAGCCCCUCAGGUGGCUAUUACAAGUACCUGGGUGACCCAACUAGCCCACAAAAUUCUCGUACUCCAGAGAACAGGGUGCAUGGAGAUGAAUAUCAUUCAUUGUCCUCAGCCCAGACCUCUGUGAGAGCAAUCCCUGAAGAAGACAUGACAGAUCAUAACCUUCUGGCCGUGCAUGUCCUGGUAGCCAAUGACGCCAAUGAUCAGUGUUCAGACACCGAAUCUGACCCCUGCGGAAGCUCCUUGAAUAGCACAGGAGCAGAGAUCCCAGAUUUCAACUCCUUUUCACCCCAACCAGUCACAGAAGCACACUUCAGAAGAGAGGACUGCGACCUGAGAGAGGAAAACUCUGAUGAUGCUAUGCAGCUCUCCAGUCAGCUGCAAUCAUCUCCGCCAUCACUAUUUGACAGGCAUAAUAAAUGGAGAAUUCAGACAACUCUGCCUUCAAUGAUGUAUAAGAGAUCUUACCGACGCUCUGGGGAUCACACCCACAGCGUUCCAGAAGAACAUUCCAGAGCUCAGAAGCUCUCUGGUCAGAGUUCAUCUGAGCAUUUACAAAGGCAUUCUGAAUUGUGUAUCCCGACGGAGACAAGCACAGACAAGAAGAUACCAUCACACAUUGCUGACAGGGAAACCCCAUUUACAGAUACCAAAGGAGGCGCUGAUAGUCUGUUUCCAAGUCCUUAUUCUACAGACACAACCAGAAUAAGUGUCACGUGCCACAGUGAAGGACAAAGUGCAGAUGUAUCUAAAGAAACCAAACAGCUGAUAAAGAAAAGAUUAACUUUGUCCCUUAAAGAGAAAGCUAAGUUACUCGACUGGGAACUGCCCUCCCCAGAGGAUACAGCUAGGCAGACAGAUCAAGGAGAUAACAGAAACUCGAGAGCUAGUGAUCAUGUCGGUUCUUCAACUAGUGUUGCCAAAGUGGCUUCAACUGUGGCUUCCAGCAGUGUGGUAGAACUGCCAAAAGUGCCUUCUUCCAGCAGUGAUAAUGACAGUGAAGUCUCUCACUCCCCUCUACAAUUUUUAGCCAAUGUUUUUAGAAAAUCUUUCAGAGGAUCCAGCAGCACUUCUUCGAACGUUGGAAGGACUGAGAAAACUACGGACAGGGCUAGACCUCUUUCCGAAGGAUCUUUUUUUGACUUUAGCGCUGUGUUUGGCAAACCAGUGGAUGUGUUGACCAGCAAUGAGCCAUCUCAAGCAUCUUCACAACUACCGGCAUCAGAAAUGCAGUUGCAGAAAACAGCUGGGGCAGGACAGCCUGUCAUCAAGGUAACUCCCUGCUCUGGUAUCAGUAGUGAAGGAUCUGUGCAGGGUCCCUCAAGGAAUACCAGAAGAGUCAGGGUUGAAGCCCAUGAUACAAUGGAGGAUGAUGUGCCAGGAUUAUUAGAAAAGGCUUCAUUGAACGAGAAGCCAAGCAGCUCCUCCAGUGACGAUGUGUCGCUUCUCUCGCGGAGAAAACCCGGUUUCUUUUCCUCCUUGAGAAUAAAGAAGCCAGAACAGACGAAGAAUGGUCAACAAAGUUCGGAAGACGUAAGAGGCAAGAGUGAUAUCUGGAGGCUUCUUACCAGCUUUAGAAAGAAAGGGCUUGAGAAGGAAACAAAGCAAACUCCAAUGAGUGCACUUCCUGCAGACUCAUUAUCAAAUGGGACGUCAACUUAUGUUCCAUCUGCAGCAAAAAAGCCAGGCCCCAGUCAGCUGCCUGUGGGGAGCUUCAUAAACCACCAGGAGGACAGCUCCUCCAGUGAGGACCCUGAGGAGAAACCUGCUUCAAAACUAAAGGCGAGUACCAGCUUCAGAAGAAAGAGGAGGCAGGAGAAAGUCAUCCAACAUCAGGCACGGCAAGAAGAGCUAAAAAGACUCCACAGGGCCCAGGUUAUACAGAGGCAGCUGCAGGAGGUGGAGGAGCGGCAGAGAGCCUUGGAGGAGCAAGGUGUUAAACUGGAAAAGGCGCUGCGGGGGGAAUCAGUUUCAGAUUGCAGCCCGAGAGACGAAACAGACCUUCUGCACUCUUGGUUUAAACUGGUACUGGAGAAGAACAAGCUAGUCCGCUACGAAUCGGAGCUCAUGAUAUUUGCCCAAGAUCUGGAGCUUGAGGACUGUCAAAGCAGACUGCGGCAGAGGCUACACGAGAGGAUGGCCUUUGACGAUUCCCAGAAAAGUCAGCAGGAGCUUGCUGAGGAGCAGAGGGUCCUGGAGAAGAUGCUGGGAGUGGUGGAGAGACGGGACAAACUGGUGGCUCUUCUGGAAGAGCAGAGGCUACGAGAAAAGGCAGAAGACAAGGACCUGGAUGUUGUGCUAUCCAAAGGGUACCAGUUUCACUGGACCUGAAUCCUCUAAUGUGAAGACAAAGCGUGGCCCAGCAUUCAAUAGCACCAAUGCACAUUAAAGCAAACUGUAUUUUAAAUAUAACUAGAUGUAAAAAGGCAUUUGUUUUGAUUUUGCAGACUGAAGGUGAAUAUUUAAGUCAGGACCAGUUUUAUGCAGACUGCUGUGCUAUAUAUAUUUAUAUAUUUAUAUAUUUAUUUUUUUGUUCAAUUUAAGAUUGUAGCUGAAUAAUUGUUAAUGUACAGUACAAAUUUUAUGUUCAGUACUACAAGAGCCUUGCUCACAGGAAAAGGACACCUGAAUGAGAUUCUAUUAGUUUCUAUAAUUGUCAUUGCUGAAAAAGGGGUUGUCAUUAUAAUACCAGUGUAUUGCCCAGACAAGAAAGCCUAAUAGCAGAACACAACAUUACCAUUAUUGGCAACACAGUUGCUUUGGAAGAAAUACCGUGUUUCAUUGUGAUAAUGACACAAUAAAUCACAAUGCCUAUCAAUAUAUAUUAUAGCUAUUGGCUAUCCACCUUACAAGAACCCAUGUGGUCACAUUUCAAGACACACAAAUUCUGUACAUUUCAAUAAAAAAGGGAAACAAACCUGGUUUUGUUUGCUUUAGAAAAAUGCAUACUAUUUGUACUCAGGUGUUCAGGUCUAGUGUAAUAGUUGCAUGCCGUCGUCUUAACCCUGGUCCAUGACUAACCCAAUGCAGCUGUUUUUCUUUUUCGUUUGGCCGUUUGUAUUUUGCAUGCUGACAUUUAAACAUCAAUUGCUUUAUUAAGCUUUUUGGUGCACUUUGUUUAUCCCAGAGAGAUACACUGCUCAUAAUUGAAUACUUGAAUAAAACAUUCCACAGUGCACUUUAGUGAAAGCGAAGUAAAUCUAGCCUAAGUCUAUGACCUAGAAGGUUUGUGUGAAGCUGGUAGGCUUUCAUGGCAUCUGUAUUUCUGUCUUGUGUCUGCAUUUAUAGAUUACUUUUUUUUUCUUUUUUUUUUAAACAAAGAAGUAAGUGGGGCUUUUUUUUUUAUCCACGGACAUUUUAAACUGCUUAUUUUGAGCGGUUUGAGGGCUGUUGCGAGGGAUAUGUCAUUUUGUAAACAAUCUGAUUUAAUGUGCUUUUUAUUUAUUGUUUAUUUUUAAUUGAUCAGGUGACCAGUUUUUGGUGUUUUUUUUUUGCUGCUUCUGAAAUAUCUAACUGCCUUACAGAAACAGAACAAAAGAAGGGAAAUAGUGUUUAAUGCAACACAAUUUGUUCAGUUCAUCUUUGGGAAAUGUAUGCGUUAUUAAUUCUAUAGCAGGUGAAAGUGAUGUAAGCACUGACCAUCACCUCUGCAGAAACCUUUUUAAUGGCUUUUUAAUUGCAUUUAUUUAUAUUAGGAUGGAUUAUCAGGUAAGGAACAACAUGAUAUUGAGUAGGUAAGGAGCAUAGCUCUGUUUUUCAAAAGGGAAAGCAAUAGUUAAUUUCUUCUCUAAUCCACUUCACUGAGAAUGCAUUAGGCUUAUCUGGUAAAAAAAAAAAAAAAAAAAAAAAAAAAUUUCUUGCAAGAAAUAAUUAAAAACUAUUCAGGAACCCUAAGAAGCAACAUUGGCUUCCAUUUGUAGUAGAUAUGAUUUUAGUGCAGAGCUGAAGAAUACUUUAUAAAAAUAGUCAAUGCCAGAGCAAAUACGUUGUUCAGUACAAAAGAAGAGAUAUUCAAAAUAAAAUAAAAAUAUAUACGAUGUUUUCUUCUUGCCAUUUUCCUAAUUCUGUUAUCUUUUUAACAUUUUUUAUUGUGCUCAGAAUUUUGUAUUUUGCUUUUUAAAAUGAA
Molecule: messenger RNA, 7961 nt
Organism: Polyodon spathula (Mississippi paddlefish)
Lineage: Eukaryota; Metazoa; Chordata; Actinopteri; Acipenseriformes; Polyodontidae
Product: F-actin-monooxygenase MICAL2-like
Molecular function (GO): FAD binding; protein binding
Source: RefSeq, a predicted model, not a curated record